Messenger RNA from Ruditapes philippinarum (Manila clam), 768 nucleotides. RefSeq lists its product as uncharacterized. Gene Ontology annotation, biological process: DNA integration. The coding region runs from base 1 to 768 and encodes 255 amino acids. The transcript has a single exon. Gene Ontology annotation, molecular function: nucleic acid binding. Lineage: Eukaryota; Metazoa; Mollusca; Bivalvia; Venerida; Veneridae. The record is from RefSeq and is a predicted model, not a curated record.
AUGACUAAAUCUUCAUUUUUACAAGCGUUUGGACUAUUCAGUAGCAGAAAAUCUCUACCAAAGGUUAUGAUAUCUGAUAACGGAACAACUUUUCAAGCAGCAGCAAAUACAAUACGCAAAUUAAUGAAUUUUACUACUGUAAUAGACACGUUACACAACCAUGGUACAGAGUGGAGAUUUAUACCCAAAGCGCGCUCUCUGGUUUGGUGGUUGGUAGGAAUGAUUAAUCGGUCUUACAAAACAGCUAUCAAGAAGGUUCUUGGUAAUGCAUACGUAACUUAUGAUACACUCAAAACAAUCGUAACAGAGGUAGAAAGCGUCAUGAAUGACCGUCCACUGACUAACGUUACGUCAGAGUCAACCGACCCAGAACCAUUUACACCAGUUCAUUUGCUAUACGGACGUUUGACAACCGUGCCUUACUAUGAAAAUAUAUCCGAACCGAAACCAGUUUCAAGAGAUGGGAUCACCAAACAAGCGAGUAUACAAGCACAGAUCAUUAGCCAUGUCCGGGAUAGAUGGUGCCACGAGUACAUGACGUCAUUACGCCAGUAUCACAAAACUACGGGAAACAAUAGCCAAACGAUUAAGGUCGGCGAUGUAGUAAUAAUUCAUGAUGAAACCCUAAAAACACAGUGGAAAUUAGGAACUUUUAAACAACUGAUCACUAGUAAAGAUGGAGUGACACGAGCGGCCAUGGUUCGCACCAGUAACGGGCACACUACAUCAAGACCAAUUGUAAAGCUGUUCCCCCUUGAGACUAUGUAA